Molecule: messenger RNA, 1048 nt
Organism: Eutrema salsugineum
Lineage: Eukaryota; Viridiplantae; Streptophyta; Magnoliopsida; Brassicales; Brassicaceae
Exons: 5
Coding region: 96-743 (215 amino acids)
Biological process (GO): protein stabilization; protein folding; protein import into mitochondrial matrix
Cellular component (GO): mitochondrion
Molecular function (GO): protein-folding chaperone binding; zinc ion binding
Source: RefSeq, a predicted model, not a curated record
AAUCCUAAUAAUAAUAAUAACGAAGAUAGAAAUUUUCUAAGAAAAGAGAAAAGGAAAAACAAUACUUCCUUCUCUGUUAAGCUCAAAGAUCAACCAUGGAAGCUACCGCCUUAAGCUCUGCGGCAACCAUCGUCUCCUCAUCAUCAUCGCCGCUUUCCAUCUUCUCCCCGAAGAAGAGAACAGACUCAUCUUUUCCGAGAAUCGUCCGGCUUUCGAAGAAGGACGACAAAGAUUAUGAUCCGAAAUCUGAAUUGAACUCAUCGAGCCUCGUUCCUCUAUUCCAAAACCGAACAUUCUCGGAUGAUGAGGCAAUGGGACUAGUAUUGAACGCAGCCUCGGUAAGAGGCUGGACCACCGGUUCCGGGAUGGAAGGGCCGUCUCUUCCGGCCAAGGCCGAUACGGAGACGGUUUCAACGUUUCCUUGGUCACUAUUCACGAAAUCGCCUCGUAGGCGUAUGCGUGUUGCCUUCACUUGCAACGUUUGUGGCCAGAGAACUACACGAGCCAUAAAUCCACAUGCUUACUCUGACGGCACCGUCUUUGUGCAGUGUUGUGGAUGCAACGUGUUUCAUAAGCUGGUGGAUAACCUCAACUUGUUUCAUGAGGUGAAGUAUUAUGUGAGCUCGAGCUUCAAUUACAGAGAUGCUAAGUGGGAUGUUGGGGGCUUCGAUCUCUUCGACAUGAAUGAUGAUAAUGAUGAUGGCGGUGAUAGUGACGGCGGCAAAGACCGAUUCCCUUUGUAAAGUAAAGAGGCAUCUUUCUUUGCUCUCAUGAGGCAUGAUCGAGCAAAUGACGCUGCACUUGUCGUUACUUCCCGCAGCUGUAGGAAUUCACAAAUAACGCUGAGAACAAAAUAAACUCAUUGUUGCAAAGGCAGAGAACAAUUGAAAUGUCAAAAAACAAGGAUGUAAUAUUGUUGCGAAGUUCAUUUAACCAAAAAUGUGUGAACAUAUUCUUUAGAAUGUCUUGUUCACGGCAAUCUUUAUCAGCCACUUAUAACAAUAUCAACAUUUUUGAUACGCUUUUCCAUGUAUUUUACAAAAAAAAA